Molecule: messenger RNA, 4177 nt
Organism: Aquila chrysaetos chrysaetos
Lineage: Eukaryota; Metazoa; Chordata; Aves; Accipitriformes; Accipitridae
Gene: TNFRSF19
Product: TNF receptor superfamily member 19
Exons: 10
Coding region: 542-1771 (409 amino acids)
Biological process (GO): positive regulation of canonical NF-kappaB signal transduction; positive regulation of JNK cascade
Cellular component (GO): plasma membrane
Molecular function (GO): signaling receptor activity; protein binding
Source: RefSeq, a predicted model, not a curated record
AAAGCGGAACCCGCUGGCACUGGGGAAAGCUUCCAACACACAAUCCACAACACAGCUUGGGAACUCAAAAGCUACAGAUCCAGCCACUCAACUCAAGCAUUUCAGAAUCGUGUGCAUUCUCCCAGCACAAGAAAGGAAAGGGGGGGGCGGGGGGGGGGGGAAGCCAGUGAUCGAUUUUUAACAAAAGAACUAGAGUACUGAAAGGCAGAAUUUAAGAGUGCAACUACCUGCUGGAAAAGGAGCUCUUUUUCCUCUCCAAAGCACUGCCUUUGAUGUAUGGCAACUGAUCACUGAUCAGAUUACAGGCAUUUGGUCUCAGUGCUCGUCUGCCUUUGAUCUGCAUGGUUAAUUUUAUUUUCCCGGAUUUGGAGUUUCGUCUGGGCUUGUGCUGACAUACUUUUUUUUUUUUUUUUUUUUUUUUUUUUUUUAAGGCGGUAAAAGCAUUUAAUACAGAAGCUCUGGCAGUGUGAAAUUAAGCUGCAGAAAGCCUGGGCACUGGAAAACUUCAUCAGAUAACAGGAGAAAGGUUUAAUUGUAAGAAAUGGAUCCUAAAGGAUUACAAGGAGAAGAUAAACUGAAGAUGCUCAUAAUUUUACUAGCAUAUUUGCUAAGUAGGGUAAUUUGUGAGACUGGAGAUUGCAGAGAGCAAGAAUUUAGGGACCACACUGGAAACUGUAUCCUCUGCAAACAGUGUGGACCUGGAAUGGAACUCUCAAAGGAAUGCGGCUUUGGAUAUGGGGAGGAUGCACAGUGCAUGACAUGCAGGCCAAACAGAUUCAAGGAAGACUGGGGCUUUCAGAAGUGCAAGCCUUGCCUGGAUUGUGCAUUAGUUAACCGGUUUCAGAAGGCCAACUGUUCUGCCACCAGCAAUGCACUCUGUGGAGACUGUUUACCAGGAUUUUAUAGGAAGACUAAGCUUGGAGGCUUUCAAGACAUGGAGUGUGUUCCUUGUGGUGAUCCUCCUCCUCCCUAUGAGCCUCACUGUACCACCAAAGUAAACCUUGUGAAGAUCCCAUCAACUGCUUCCAGUCCUCGCGACACUGCUCUAGCAGCUGUUAUAUGCAGUGCACUUGCGACAGUGCUCUUAGCUCUUCUUAUUCUUUGUGUUAUCUAUUGUAAGAGGCAGUUUAUGGAAAAGAAACCAAGCUGGUCUCUGAGAUCACAAGACAUUCACUACAAUGGCUCUGAAUUGUCAUGUUUUGAUAGACCACGGCUAAAUGAAUAUGACCACAGAACUUGUUGCCAGUGCCAGAGAAGCACAUCACAGACAUGUGGACCAGUUCACUUGAUUCCAUCACUGUGCUGUGAUGAAACCUGUAGCAUGGAGCACAGCAGUCAUAGUUGUGCUUUCCACUCACAGACUACACUUAAUGAAAGGGCUUCUGAUUCUGUUGGAGAAAUGAUUCCUACCUUCCUUGGUUCUCUUUCACACUCUACCUGUGGAGACAUUUCAGAUGCUUGGCCUCUUAUGCAAAACUCAGCUUGUUGUGACAGCAUUUCUUUCUGUGAAUCAUAUUCAGAACUGGCUGGAGGAUCUGCAAAAUCCUGCAGCCCUGAGACUGAAGAUGCAGCCACUGUUGAGUUGGAUAAUAACCAGGAACUAAGUGAUGUACUUAUUUCAGCUAAGUCUCUUGAUGGAAAUGUUGCAAAGCCCUUUGAAAUCUCCAAACAUAGAACAUGCAUAGAAGUUUCAUCACUUCAGAACUCAGUGGCUGCUGAAACCCAGCCAAAGACAAAGCAUAAUGGAACAGCAAAUGACUCUACAGACUGAUAAAGAGGAGACCAAGUUAUUUCUCUCAGCACUAAAGCUGAAUGCUUCCCUUAUGCUCCUCUGCUGAUUCUCAUCAAACUUAGUCUGGUCUUCAAUGUUGCAUGGUUUCAAAAUCAGCUGGAAAAAAAUGGCAUCAUUUCACACCUUCUGAGCAGUUGCAUCUGAGCUGUAACAGCUGUAAAGUGAAACUUCAAGGAGCAUCCUAGGAGAACCCUGAAAGUGGAUUUAUGACCUUUUGCAUCUCUUUUAAAAAAAGAACUUUCUGUUCCCUCAGAUUCUCAAAAAGUCUAAUGGAGUGAGCUUAAAAGUAUAUGUAAAUACAGCAAGAAAUAUAAAUACUUCAGUGUGUUUAGGUGGGUAUCUUAAAUAUGGCUACAGAUGUCAGAAGGCAUGGGACAAGAUGUUGCCAGUUAUUCUGCUUGCAGAUUUAUGCAUGCAUUAGGAUUUUUUUGGCUGGUUCUAAUUUUAAAUCAGUUUCCUGCUGUUGAAGGACUUAAAAAAUAAACAUUUCUAUUUAUGCAAGGAUCAUCUAUCAAUAAACUGAAGCUUUUAUUAUAUAUUACAUUAUAGUCAAUAAUCUAGUUUGUGGAGUUAAAGAAUUUGCAUGUUACAAUAUGUAUGGUUGAAGUCCCCUCCAUCCAAUUAUUACAUUUGUGGGAGGGGGCAUUGUUUUGUUAAAUAUAGCAGGAGAUUAGCUUUAAAUUAGAUUUAGUUUAAUGAGAGUCAGCCGUAUAGAUAGGGAUGUUGUAUUUAAUUGGUAGUCUCAGUAUUGGAAUACAGCACUUGUUGUUAUAGCGUGUAAUUUUUGGAUGUUGAAAUAAAUGUAAUCAACUGUCAUAUCAAAAUGUCAAACUAUAGCAGGUGUGCCAUGAAAGUAUUCAUACAAUGAGACUAUGACUAAUAAUUUUUAGUAAUGCAUUAUGUUUAAGGGUCAAGCUUCAUGGUGACCUAAUUCGUUCAUUUAGCAGGCCUUUUCUUUUCAUUCAUGUCACUCUCUCCUUCUCACUGUAGUAUUGUGUAAAUUCAAUUUUUCCACACAAAAUAUAAAAAUUAAUUCAUAACAUUAUUUUUAAAAAAACCUGAGUUGAAUCCUCAAAGUUGCGUGCAUGCCUAGUAAAUUACCAUGUCUCUGCCCUCCUUGCUGUUCUUCCAAGAUUUUUUUAACUGCAGUUUGUUGCACCACAUCCCAUAAUACCAUUUGUUCUGCAGCCAUUUUUAUCCCUAAAAUAGUUUUCACUUCUGUGAGUAAUCCCAGUAACCUCUACUGAUUCAUUACAUUCAACAGGCUCAAACUUGUCAGUGUGAACUCUAGCAAUUAUUCUUUAAAGUACCCAAUGUGCCUUGACAAAAGUAAAGCAAUCAGCAAAACAAAUGCAAAUUUGUAACAAAUAUUACUCAUCUUUCCACACACAGUUUGUGUGGCAAUGGAAAUGUUGAGACAGUAUUCAUAUUCCAUAAUGGAAAAAGACUUUUCGCUUUGAAGCACCCAGUAGAAGGUUGAACCCGCACAAGAAUAGCUAAAGCCAGUAUAGGCAGCCAAGGCAGCAAGAUGCUUCAGCUAAAACCAGUGAGAUUAUUCUCACAGUUUUGCAUGUGUGCAAAAAUCAUGAAUAAUAGUUACCAAAUUCAAACGAAAGUGACGAAAUUAUGUAAGUGAUUUUUUUUUUUUAAAGCAGUAAAUACUACCAUUUGGUCACUGACAGAAUAAUACGCAGUUAUACAGGGAGUACAAUUACUCAGCUAAAUACUUUGAAGUAUCUAUUCAAAUAAGAGUAGUUUUGAAUACUUUCUUUGGAUACUUUCAUACAUUUAAGAAGUGACAAAAUGUUAUUUUUCACUACAUGUGCAUGAAGAGAUGUGUGUUUCUUUGUAUAUACUUUGUGAAUAGAAAAAAUCCAAUGUGCAUUUCAGUAUAUGGCAAGAUAUUUUUAGAACAUACGGAGAUUUAACUUUUCACUAAUAACAGUUCUUUAAAACGCUAUGUUCAAAAGUUUUGCCAGCAUCUGCCACAGUAAGUAUGUUUUCCCAUUGGAAUUUACACUUUGUAUAAUCAUUUUUGUCCGGCAACUCUAGAGAAAAAUACUCAUUUCUUUAAAUGAGUCACAGACAGCUUGAGAGCAAAUUGGGAGGAAAAAAUGAAGAGAGUGCUUUUUUAAUAUAUAUGUAUAUUAUGUAUAUACUUUUUUCCUUUAUUUAACCAAAUUGGUCUUUUUUAUAUUGCCUGUGGCAAGCAAUGUUGUACAUGCCAAUAGAAAACAUACACUACCACCGCAUUUAGACUGCCCACGUAUCAUGUCUAGGGACUUACAGAGCUGUUUUAAAUACUCCUUUAAGGAAUGUAAAUUAAAAUCUUGUAUAAAUUGUUUUGUAAUACUUUUUCUACUUGUGAAUAAAAUGUUACGUGAA